GCUAUGUCAUUUCUUUGACAAUUAUGGUAAUCGGUGAUUGUUCUGACAAGAAUCAUUUUUCUGACAAUUAUCUAGUACCCAAAGUUGUUGAGAAAACAAUUGUCAAGCAAUGUAUCGAUAUCAUUAUUAUUAGAUUAAAUAAUGAAGCUUAUAGAAUAAGUAAACAACUUAAACAGAUUCGAAGUUUGCGCAAAUGCGAACAACUAAAAGUGUUGCACAAAAUUAAAAAUAAUCCCAGCACUAUGCUUAAUCACAUAAUUCCAGUUUUUGUGCAACUAAAUGAUAAUGAUUUUAAUAGUGCAAUAAAACAAAUUUAUCAACAAAUAUUCGAUGCAUCUACUCUCUUUCAAACAAUGACUUAUUCUCGGGGAAUUCAUAAAGGAAAAAUAAUUUCCACACAUCUGCAAAAAAAGGCUCUCAAGUUUGUUGAUUCUGGUCUCUACAAACAUCACUACACUAUUAAUACAUUAGAAUCAAGAUCUAAAUUUUUUAAAAAAGAAAUUCGCCAGUUUGAAAAAAAUAGAUUAUCCUUGAAUACUAAAGUUCACUCACUUUCAAUGCAAUUAGUAAAAGCAAAACAAUCAAAAAAAAAACAAAUUUCAAAAAUUCAAGCUGCAAUUCAAAAAGCAAAGCAAAUUAAACCCACUCAAUUUCGAAAUGCUGUUAAAGAGCUAAACUAUCUAGACUUCUUUGAAGAAUUUAAGGCUUUUGCAAAUUCUAAUAUAAUGGAGCUAGAAAAAUUUCUUCUUGUAUAUAAAUUUCUUAAGUUUCAUAUUUGGAAUAUCAUAAUACAUCAACAACAGUUAGAGGGUCUAUUCAAUCAUUAUGAUAUGAAAAUUCAUCCAAAUAUGAAUAUUCAUUUGCAAAAAUCCCGAAUUCAGCUUAGUGGAUUGGAUGGUAGAAUUCAAGAAAUUUCUUAG
Dentiscutata erythropus is the source of this 920-nucleotide messenger RNA. NCBI's taxonomy places the organism in Eukaryota, Fungi, Glomeromycota, Glomeromycetes, Diversisporales, Gigasporaceae. The record is from the annotation of a GenBank genome assembly.